UGGGAUUACAGGCACCCACCACCACAACCGACUAAUUUUUGUGUUAUUAGUAGAGAUGGGGUUUCACUAUGUUGGCCAGGCUAGUCUUGAACUCCUGACCUCAGGUGAUCCACCUGCCUCAGCCUCCCAAAGCACUGGGAUUACAAGCAUGAGCCACUACACCCACCCUUUUAAAAUUUUUAAUCUACUGUUUACACAGUGUUCUUAUACCUUUUUAAAAAGUGAUAGAGCUUAUAGUAAUGGGUGAAGAUGACUGCUACAGGAGUAACUUUUAAAAGGACUAUCUUGUGAUUUGGAACGCACAGAAAAUGAAGGGGAAAGGUAAACAUCUGGCUUUCACAGCCAUGGAUUGUUACAGAACUUCAUUAAGCAGUUCCUGGAUUUACCCCACUGUGAUCCUCUGCUUAUUUGGUUUUUUCUCCAUGAUGAGACCCUCAGAACCAUUCCUUAUCCCAUAUUUAUCUGGACCAGAUAAAAACUUGACCAGUGCAGAGAUAACAAAUGAGAUCUUCCCCGUUUGGACAUACUCCUACCUGGUGCUGCUGCUGCCUGUGUUUGUCCUCACCGAUUACGUCCGCUACAAGCCGGUCAUCAUCUUGCAAGGUAUCAGUUUCAUCAUUACCUGGCUGCUGCUGUUGUUUGGCCAAGGAGUGAAGACCAUGCAGGUUGUAGAGUUCUUCUAUGGGAUGGUCACCGCCGCCGAGGUGGCCUACUACGCCUACAUAUACAGCGUGGUCAGCCCCGAGCACUACCAGAGAGUGAGCGGCUACUGCAGGAGUGUCACGCUGGCCGCCUACACAGCAGGGUCGGUGCUGGCUCAACUCUUGGUAUCCCUGGUGAACCUGUCGUACUUUUACCUCAACGUCAUAUCCUUGGCCUCUGUCUCUGUGGCCUUCCUUUUCUCACUUUUCCUACCAAUGCCCAAGAAAAGCAUGUUUUUUCAUGCAAAACCCAGCAGAGAAAUAAAGAAGUCAUCAAGCGUGAAUCCAGUAUUAGAGGAAACUCACGAAGGUGAAGCACCAGGCUGUGAAGAGCAGAAACCCACAUCAGAAAUACUCAGCACUUCAGGGAAGCUGAAUAAGGGCCAGCUGAACAGCCUGAAACCAAGCAAUGUGACUGUGGACGUUUUUGUGCAGUGGUUCCAAGAUUUGAAGGAGUGCUACUCCUCAAAACGUCUUUUCUACUGGUCUCUAUGGUGGGCUUUCGCCACAGCAGGUUUUAACCAGGUUUUGAACUAUGUUCAAAUCCUGUGGGAUUACAAGGCGCCAUCCCAAGAUUCUUCUAUCUAUAAUGGGGCCGUAGAAGCUAUUGCAACCUUUGGAGGGGCUGUGGCUGCCUUUGCAGUGGGCUAUGUGAAAGUCAACUGGGACCUUCUGGGAGAGCUGGCUCUGGCAGUCUUCUCAGUUGUCAAUGCCGGUUCUUUAUUUCUCAUGCAUUACACAGCCAAUAUCUGGGCGUGCUAUGCUGGCUAUUUGAUAUUCAAGUCCAGCUAUAUGCUUCUUAUAACCAUAGCAGUAUUUCAGAUUGCAGUUAAUCUGAAUGUGGAACGCUAUGCCUUGGUAUUUGGAAUCAACACCUUUAUUGCCUUGGUGAUUCAGACCAUCAUGACUGUGAUUGUAGUAGAUCAGAGAGGGCUCAACUUGCCAGUCAGCAUUCAGUUUUUAGUUUAUGGGAGCUAUUUUGCAGUAAUUGCUGGAAUUUUCCUAAUGAGAAGCAUGUAUAUUAUCUACUCAACCAAAUCCCAGAAGGAUGUACAGAGCCCUGCUCCAAGUGAGAAUCCAGAUGUGUCUCACCCAGAGGAAGAGAGUAAUAUCAUCAUGUCAACAAAACUCUAACCUCAUCGCAACAAACGCAACAGUGGCUUUCAAAGUUAUGCAAUAAUAAGGAAAGAUUUUGAGAUGGGUGGCAUAUGUUUUGCCAUAACUUGACAUGCUUUGCAAAUCUGGAUUCCAAUGGACCUUUCAAAACCACAACAAAACCUCAGUUUUAGAUGAGUUCUCUAUGUGACCAAUUUUACUGGAUGCAAUUGACAGGACCCGUCAUCAUAAUUAAACAACCCAUAUUGGGGACCCCCUGUGACUAGUAGCAGCUGGAAAAUUCUGGUUUUUAUCACUUGUAAGGACAUGCAGAUGGCGUGGAACCAAACCAUGAGAAAACUCCAGCCAUCCUGGAGUUGAUAUUCACCAUUUGUGAGGAGAAAUACUAACUGGACUGACCCUAUUGCUUGGCUUAAAUACUUAUUUGAUCUUACCAAAGAAGUCAACACAUGGGACCUUUGUGUCACAUGAGCCAUUUUCUUUCCUCUUCUAUUAAGUGUAUUUCUGUUUAAGUUACAGUUCUCUAAGAGAAUUACAAUGUUUGUCCCAUUUCUAAGGGCUUCUCUUCAACUCUAAUAACAGCAUUAUUCACAAGUUA
Messenger RNA from Gorilla gorilla gorilla (western lowland gorilla), 2415 nucleotides. RefSeq names its product solute carrier family 19 member 3 (gene SLC19A3). Bases 309 to 1835 code for a protein of 508 amino acids. Gene Ontology annotation, cellular component: plasma membrane. Gene Ontology annotation, molecular function: thiamine transmembrane transporter activity. Lineage: Eukaryota; Metazoa; Chordata; Mammalia; Primates; Hominidae. The record is from RefSeq and is a predicted model, not a curated record. The transcript is spliced from 6 exons. Gene Ontology annotation, biological process: transmembrane transport; thiamine transport.